CGCCGAAGUUUUGACCGCGGGAUCGACCGCGGACAAUGUCACUCUCCGAUCGUCUGGCGCUCAUGCAACGGGCACGAACUUGAACGGCAUCAGGCAUUUUCCAUCAAUUGAUCCUCCUUCAACACCUAGUGUUCUGGCGUGUGCAUUGCAUCCGCAAGGAGCACCCAACCCACAAUAUGUCGACGUCUCAAAGGCGUCUCGUGACGCAAUGCAUGAAACGAGUCUUCGCCGAAAGGAUAUCUCUGAGCACACCUCUCCCAUGUCGAAACUUCUCACAGCAGACUCGAGUCGAUGCCAACGAAAGCGGUGACAAGCCAAUCCGCAAUCCCGUUCUCGACGAGUACAAAGCGAGAAUGGCCAAGAAGGUACUCUCGCCAGCACAGCAAGCACGAGUCAAAAGAAAGGCGCAAGCAAUGCCUGAAUCGGGCGCCUUGGACAAAAGCUCGAUUUUCGAAGAUGAUCGGAUCGCUCAGGAGAAAUUGAACGACGCCAGAAAGGAACAGGAAGAUGAAAUGAAGAACCUUGCAGACCCGGCGAUUCUCGCAGCUGUGCUUGAUCCCGUACCAGCGGAGCGUGCGAGGUUCAUGGCGAAGAAGGUCGUUGAAACGGUUCGGCGCAGAGGGCGCGUGAACAGAGAACUAGUGAUAAAACGGACGGAGCGAGAACAUUUGGUACGGAGCCAUAACAUGAAGACAUCGGUCAAGAAGUUGGGCAUGCUCGCCCGGCAGAUCGCUGGCAAGAGGAUUGAUGAUGCCAUUGUUCAAAUGCGUUUCAGCAAGAAAGCUGUUGCGCGAGAGGUUCUCAAACAACUCGAGUAUGCUCGCGAUCAGGCCAUUGUCAUGCGCGGUAUGGGUCUUGGCCUCAAUGCUACCAGCCCGGUCAGCAAGGAAGGUUCAUCGGCGGAGGAAUCAUCGGAGGAAGCAUUAUUGGCGGAAGUAGGAAAAGAAGAACUCGAAGAGAUCAAACCGGAGUUCAACCCCGUCGAUAUCCAGCUCAAGUCUGGCAGUCGCUACAAGGUCUCGAGCCCAACGGAUAUCUACAUUGACCAGGCCUGGGUCGGACGUGGCCCCUACGGAAAACUGCCGGAUUAUCGCGCUCGAGGCAGAGUUUACCUCAUGCGCACACCCUUCACGAGUCUCAGUGUCGUCUUGAAAGAGGAGAAGACCAGGAUACGAGAGUGGAGUGAGCGGGAAGAGAAGAGGAAGAAGGCUCGGACGGGCGCGAGGGUUUGGCAGCACCUACCCGAUCGACCCCUCACGAAUCACCGGGCAUGGUACAAUUGGUGAUCGAUUUCUCUUCUGAGCUGCGAUAGGUAGACCUCUCUGAGAUGCUGUUGAAUCGCAUCAUGUACAUUUAAAUCAGUCGCAGGCUGGGAAAUCCUGCUGUACCUAUAAACGGGGCAUAUGCGUUGCUUCUAUUCGGAAGUUGUCGAGACGAAGGCUGCUCAGUCAGCGGAAACACUUUUCUUUGUUCCACUUUUCAGAACGUCACUUUUUGUACGUGCGCCUGAUCUCAUUAUGCCUCAGAAAACGGGACAGGCAAUUAGGACGAGGGCGGAACGGUUCCUACGUGAUAGCUUCAU
Dissoconium aciculare CBS 342.82 is the source of this 1582-nucleotide messenger RNA. Its product is annotated as ribosomal protein L22. Gene Ontology annotation, cellular component: ribosome; mitochondrial large ribosomal subunit. The record is from RefSeq and is a predicted model, not a curated record. The coding region runs from base 177 to 1286 and encodes 369 amino acids. Gene Ontology annotation, biological process: ribosome assembly; translation. The transcript has a single exon. Gene Ontology annotation, molecular function: structural constituent of ribosome. NCBI's taxonomy places the organism in Eukaryota, Fungi, Ascomycota, Dothideomycetes, Mycosphaerellales, Dissoconiaceae.